AUGGACCCAUCCCCAUCGUUGAUGACCCAGCGAUCCUUUGCACGUGCGACCAAUGGGUCUGGGAUCCUCCCCUCAUUGGGUGAUGUCUCCUUGACUCAGGCUUCACCGACUCAGGCUCCAAACAUGUCUCAACCUUUGUCGGCUUUGAUGGAUGAUGCAGGGAUGGACGGAGUUGUCGAUGUGUAA
Puccinia graminis f. sp. tritici CRL 75-36-700-3 is the source of this 186-nucleotide messenger RNA. RefSeq lists its product as uncharacterized. NCBI's taxonomy places the organism in Eukaryota, Fungi, Basidiomycota, Pucciniomycetes, Pucciniales, Pucciniaceae. The transcript is spliced from 2 exons. The coding region runs from base 1 to 186 and encodes 61 amino acids. The record is from RefSeq and is a predicted model, not a curated record.